GUGUAAGGCAAUCGUUGCGUUGAGGACAGACUGUAGAAUGAGUAUUUUCCACUAGCUGCUCGGACCAAGCUUCUCCGAACCCCCUUCGUUUGGCAAUCCUGUGACUAUUCUUCUGACAGCUGCUACAGGACUAUGCAAUAAGCACUACAGAUCAUUUUAUUUGCUCGGAGCUGAUCCAGCCUACGUUGAAACAUGAGCGGGCUCUUCAACCCCUUUGCGGAGCCUGAGGCGGAUAAGGAUCGGGGUUUCUCGUUCUAUAGUGAUCCUCUCACUGCGUACGCCUCCGCGCCGCACCCUGCACCCGCGCCUAGGCCCCCCGGUCCCGGCUAUACGCCCCCGGUCCAGCCAUCCGCCUCAGGUAGAGGCGGACCGCAGCCGCCGCACCAGCAGCAGCAGCAUGGGCCGUUCCCUGGGCCCCCUCCGUUCGCUGGCGGCAGGGGCAGAGGCCGCGAUGGGGGCAGCGGUGAUGCCCCGACUGCGUACGGCAGAGGUGGUGGCGGCCGGGGUCGUGGCGGAGGAGGCGGCCGUUGGGGUGGCGGCGGGUAUGGCGGUUACCCCGGUCCUCAGUCGCACUAUGGGCCAGGGGGUCGCGGCGGCGGCGGUGGUCGGGAUCCGUUCUAUCAGCAACCGCACGGCUACGGGGCAGGUGGCGGUUGGCCCGGGGGUCCUCCGCCAGGGCCUCCAGGCGGGCCCAUGGGUCACAUGGCGCCACACCCUCAGCAAGCAUACCCUUCGUACGGCGGGCAGCGGCCGAACAAGUGGAUUCGUACUGAAGCUCCUCAGGGUGUCGCCGCUGCGGCUGCUGGUGGGGCUGCGGGCGGCAGCGGGGCAGAUGCAGGCAUGCAGGCUCCGAUGGGGCUCCAGGCGUCUCCAGCGGGAGGGCACGGUGGCCAUGGGGCGUUUGGAAGAGGCGCCGCAGAGAAGGGCGUUCACAGCGGCGGCCGGGGUCGCGGGAGCCGCGGUGGGCGAGGUGGAGGCGGCCAUGCCGCGGGAGGGUCAGCUGAUGAGGACGCCCCAAAUCCUGCCGCCAUGCAGGCGUACUACAAACCUACAUUCAGCGCUGACCCCUGGGUCGCUCUGGCGCCACGACCGUUGCAGCCUGUCGACAGCCCUGCUUUACGACCUUUGCCGUACGGCGAUGCAGCAGCCGACCACGGUAGUGGAGUACGGCAAGCGGUUGUGGAUACGAGGAAGCUGGGCGGCGCAAGCCUGGCUGACAUCUUUGCGCAGGGAGAGGAUGCUGCUGCCGAGGGCGGUGAUGUGGAGGAGGCAGGCGAAGGUAUUAGCUCAGCGGGAUUAGAUGAGGGGCCUGAAGAGGGCGACGAGGAUGCUGCUGUUGGUGGGGAAGGGGGCGAGGGCGGAGGUGAGCAGGGUGGCAGGUUGAGUACGGAGGGAGCGCAGGACCGGCCUUGGCAUUGAGGGUCCGCGUAGUCGCCUGUGUGGCUGUGUGCUGUGACUACCGGUACACAGCUGUGUGCGGUUGCCUGGCUGCUGCGGCUGGGGUGUCAUUGGGUGUGCCUUGAGGGAAAGGCUGGGGGUCCAUGAGAGCGGGCAUGCAUGUGGGGCACGCGGGGUUGUUGGUUGCUGCUUCCAGGUGACACUUGACGUGGCGUGUUUGGGUCAUGUAUGUGAGAUGCGAGGAAACACUGACCGUGACUGUGGCAGAACAAUAGUCGCUUAGAUGUCAUCCAAGCGGGGGCAGGCAGCUGAGCCGCGAGGAAACACUGACCGUAGGUAGGCUGCGGACUGCGGCGUUUCUGGCCUUGCAGCCUUUUACGGCAAGAGGGACAAUGGCAUGAGGAAAAGAUGGGUCCUUGUCGCACUUGUUAGUAGUGACAUGAGGGAUGAAGAGGGGCAAGGUGGCGGGUGCAGAAUCACGUGAAAGAGUAAUAGCCACAUCUGCAGGUUACUAUUGGGUCAAAAUCAGCGCACCGGGGCUCCGUGAAUUAAAUUAGUCCAAAUAAGGAAGAUGCUGGAAGGGGUAGGGUUGUAACAUGCCACACUAACGAUGGGUGAAACUGACAUUUCUUCUUCUGCCCGUCAGGCGGGCAUCGUUUUUAACCUGGAUCCCUG
Astrephomene gubernaculifera is the source of this 2073-nucleotide messenger RNA. NCBI's taxonomy places the organism in Eukaryota, Viridiplantae, Chlorophyta, Chlorophyceae, Chlamydomonadales, Astrephomenaceae. The record is from the annotation of a GenBank genome assembly.